CGCGAUAAACAAGUUUUUUUAAUGAUAGACGUUCCGUUGUUUUUGUUUGUUUUUUUUCUCACGUACACGCGAACUACGAUGAAACAAGUGGGUGUUUGAUGGUGAUUCGUUUCGUGUUAGCGUGUGUUAGUGUCUGUCUACGUGUGAUUUUAAACGCAAUUUAAUUAUAAAUCUUCAUUCCGUUCGGUGGAAAACGAUCGGAUUUAAUCAUCGUCGAUAUUAAUAAUUUUUCCGCCCGCUAGUAAAACUGCCAAAGCCUAUCCACAGUAGCCGUUAAGCAUCAACAACAUUCAUACAACGAUUGUAUCAGGUAAAUCCAUCCGUAUAUCUAUUAAUAACAAUAAUAUUUCAAUACACAGGACCUAUAUCAUAGGUUAAUUUAAAAUUAAUUGAUGAUAAAAAAAACCAGCGGUCUGGAAAGAAAAGUAGUCAUGUGCGUCUGUCUGUAGGAGGGGAAAAUGUGUAAUGGUUUUCGUUAGAUUACAAUUGUUUAUUGUAGGUAUAGUACCCAUAACCUUAACUGAUCACCAAAAAUCUAUUCCCGAAAUACUCUAAUAUUUAUGGUUAAGUAUAAGAUUAAGUUUUUAAAAAACUAACCACCCAUCAAUAACUAAUGACUAGAGUCUACCUACUUGCUGAAUAUCAUUUCUUUAAUCAUUAUUAAUUAUUAAAAUAUGUUAAUUUGAACAGGUCUAUCCAUAUAGUAGGUAAAAUAUGAAUAUCUUAAUAAUAAGGACACAUCAUAAUAGUAUUUAUUCUGUUUUAAAUAAUUUAUUACAAUGUUUAUAAUUUACCAUAACAAUUAUUUCAUAUAACUAUUGUUUUAUAGUUAAAUAUAAAAAUAAUAUUUUCCAAAAAUUAUGAGUUCAAUUUAUUGCAUUUGUAUUAAAUGGUAUAGUAAAGAAAUUGAGGAUAAUUUUAAAGUCUUUAUGUUUGAUUGUCUAUCAAUUCAAUGUUAACAAUUAUUCACUACGUUAAAACCCAACUCCUAUCUACCAAAAAUAGUAAGUUUUUAACAAUAUACAUUUUAUGAUAAAAUAAGCUAUAAAAACAAUUUAAAUUUAUAAUUUGAAGCUGAUUUGUAUUACAAGUACAGUUGUCGCACAUAAAAUAGUUUUACUAUCAAAUUAUGGAGACUAUUGCAUCCUCUUAACUAACCUGAAUUUGGUUAUCUGUAUUUUAUAUAUAUAUAUAUAUAUGUAUUAUACUUAUAUUGUAUAUAUAUAUAUAUUUAAGUUAUUUUUCAUUCAUAUUGAAUUUUUUUUGUGAGUUAUGUGUAUUUCAGACUUCUAAAGAUAUAUAUUUUCAUUGUAGGUAUUAUGUCAUUGCAUUAUAAUGUAUAUUUAUUGUUUAGGUACUUAUUAUCAUUCUAAAUAAUGAUAGAAGUUUUAAUAUGAAUAUUUUCGUUAAAAUUAUUAAAAAUAAAUAUUAAGUACAGGCACGUACUGGCCAUCCAGAUUAUCAUGAAUUACCUGGUGGACCCUUCUUAUGUAGGCCCUUGAUUUUACCUAUUUUAAUUUUUUACUUCCUUAAAUUACUUAUUGUAACUUUGAGAUUUCUUAAGUAGGUAGGCUGUACAGGCUACUACUUAAAUAAUAUUUAUGAUUUAUGAUUAUAAAUGAGUCCUAUUUAAUAAUUUCCCGGUACCGAAAUAGAAUCCAGUACAUGCCAGAUUAGAUACCUAAGUAUUUGUAAGUAUGUAGAUUGUUAGAUAAUUUGGUACUGUUUAUUGUAAUAUAUUUAAACCAAAUUUUAUAAUUCUUGGGGUCUAGUAGAAAUUUUAUAAACACCAGUAAUAGUUUUUUUUUUUUUUUGGCCAGCGGUAAAGGAUUUUAUUCUUUUAUAUAACUCCAAGAAUUACUUUGAUGUAUUAGUAGUUACUUACCUAAAACUUUGUAAUAUUAUUUUAAAUUAAGAAUUAAUUCAAAAUUAAUAUACACAUAGGUACAUAAGUAAAUAUUAUUAUAUUAUAUUAAUAAUAGGUACAUAAGUAUAUAUUAUUAUAUUAUAUUAAUAUCAUCUUUUUGAUAAAGGAUAUUAAACUUUUUAAUUUGAUCUCCUAUAUAUCUAUAUUUAUAAUUUUUUUCCUUUACAAUUACUUGUUUAAAAUAUAAUUUAUUAUGCAUAGAUAAAUGUUCAACAAAACCAACAGUCUAAACAUGUAAUAAAUAUUUUAUUAGGAUACGAGUAUUUAUUGUUUACAUAUUUGAUAAAUCCAUGUAAACCAUUUAAGUUGAACAUUUCACAAAAUAGACUAUAAAUUAUAAAAUGUUGGGCACUUAAAAAAAAAAAUUGGCAUUUAUCAAAAUGGAGUUGAACUUAACAUAUACUUUGACCUCAUAAAAUAAAAUCAAAACUAAAACAUACAUUUAUUAUAAAGUUAUAAUAUUUAAAUUAAUGAUCAUUUUCAUUUAUUAUUAUUAUUCCAAUAAUACUCCUUUAAUUGUUACUAUGAUAGCUUUGUGUAAUUUAUUUAGACAUUUACUAUUAUUAUUGACUUUAUAAAAUCUAUUUAGAAAUAAGGUGAAAUAAUUUGUGUGUCUUAUUUGUAUUAUAUAUAUAUUUAAACUUUGGCAUGUAUUUCUAAAGUCUUAAAAUACCACCAGACUAGUGGCCAAUUGGGAUUUGGGAAAAUAUAUCAUUUCCAGGUCAUCUGGCCUUCUUUCCACAUCUAAAUACUUAUUAUACAAAAUUGUUAUAUUUGUUUUGAAUUAAUCAUUAAAAUCCUAAAACUUGCACUUAUUUAUAUAUUUAUAAUUAUUAAAUGACAUAUCAAGAUUGUGGUUUUUCUUGUUACCUACGUACAAAUCAUAAUUUGUUUAUAUAUAUAAUUUAAUUAAUAUAUCUAACUUCUUGUUUAUUAACCAUUGUCAUAAAGAUUUGUAUUCUUUAAGUAGGUAAGUGUCAUAGAAAUAUAUACAUUUUAUUAAGUAGGAGAAAAUCAGCUUGUCAUGCCUCUUUGGUGACCUCGUUGUAUUAUUACAAGGUUACAUGAAAUCAUAGAACAAUCUAACUGGUUAAAUAGCAUUACACAUUUUUUUUUAAACUCAUUUCAUGGUAAUUAAUGCACAUAUUACCAAAUAAUUUAUUUGCAUCCUAUAUAGAUAUCAAUAAUUUUAAUUAUAAAAUUACAGUCAAAAUAGAGAUAACAUGACGUAUCAAAUUUAAUACUUAUAUUAAAUACUAUUAAUUAUAUAUAAUUUAAAUGUCAUCUACUGAUAUAAUAUAAAAAUAAAUUUGGUACCUACUAGUGCAGUAGUGCUGUAUGUGUUCUAUCAACAUUUAUUUGAUAACCUAAGUAUUUAAUACAAAUAAUAGCCUACAAAUAUACAUUAAUCCAAGCACAACCCUUGCUUUUGAACGAAGGGAUGUUAUUAUUACACGUUAAAAAAAUUUGAAUUACAUUUAUUGUUAAUUAAAAUUGUUUCAAUGAUGUAAUAUAUAUUAUUACAACUUUUUUGGGUACUCUAUAAAUUAUUAAAAUAUACUGUAUUUUUAUUAAAGUUUUCCUUAUGUAUAAUGAUUUUAAGUAUUAUAAUUCAGUGAUGACAAAUUAAUUUGAAAAAAUAGGUAGACUUAUACAACACUAGUACUGUAAAUUCAUCUUUCAUUUAAUAUACAUCUUAUAACUGUAAUUUUAAAAACAAAAUCUGAAAUUUAAUUUGAAAAUAAAUAAGUACUAAUAUUAUCCUUAUGAUAAUACAUUGUAAUUAAUUAUACCUAGGUACUUCCAUAUUAUAAGAAGUAUAUGUAGUUAGACAUUUUGUAUACCUGGUAUUUUUUUAAUGUUAAAAAAAAAUGUUUAUUCUAUUUUAUUUAGAAUGUAAAUUGCAUUGUGUCUAGUUUUUAAAUGGUACUUGGUUUUAUUUUCAUUUCUUUGUUAAUAGGGAAAAGUAAUUUUCAAAUAAAGACUAAUCCAAGAUAUUUGACUGUAUACAAGAAUUGACUGUAAAAUAAUAUUGAUAUACCUAAUCGAGUUUAUCUUUAUAAUGGAUUAAACAUAAACAAUUAUUUAAAUAUCCUUUAAACUUGUACAAUACUCUAUUCAGGAUAAGAUUGAACCCCUUUUGUGCAUUCAAAUUAAUCCACCAAGCAAGUCCAGACUCCUAAUCAGUGCUACAUGUCUUGUCAUUAGUCGUACAUUUUCAAAAACAAUUAAAUUUGUACUUACAUGAUCAUUUAGUUAUAUUUAUAGACACUAUUAUGUAAUAGUAUUAUUACAUGACGUAUAAAAUUGAUUUAGCACCUAGGCUGGGCACCACUUUUAAGGUAUUACUAUCUAAGUAUUUUAUAAUUGUAUUUUAUUUUGGGACCAAUGCAUAACUAAAAUAAGUUAUUUCAUUUACAAUAUUGUUUAGUCUGUAACAUGAUUUAAAUUUAUAUUUUGUAUUUUAUAAUUAAAUUACCUAUUAAUUUAAAUAAUUUUUUUAACAGACAAUAUGGAAACGGUUCAAAAUGCAGUUGGUCAUGGUAAACCAAUACCUAUUGUCUUGGCAGAAGAAAAUCAUCAAUUUAUACUAGAUGAAGCAGCUCUUGAAGAAAUACUGCUCAAGGACGAAAUUAAAGAUAGAAAUGUUGUUGUUGUUUCUGUUGCAGGUGCCUUUCGUAAAGGGAAAUCAUUCUUAUUAGAUUUUUUUCUCAGAUAUAUGAAAGCCACAGUAAAUAAUGAUUAAAACACAUUUUAGCUGUAAUGUUUAAUAUAUAAUAAUAUUUCAGUAUCAUUUAAAUCUUAUUAAAGAAGAUACUCAUUGGAUCGGUUCAGAUGAUAAGCCAUUAGAUGGGUUUUCUUGGCGUGGUGGAUCUGAACGAGACACUACGGGUAUACUCAUGUGGUCAGAAGUGUUUAAAGCUACUUUGGACAAUGGUGAAAAAGUAGCCAUUAUUCUAUUGGACACCCAAGGUACUUUUGAUAGUGAGAGUACUGUUAAAGAUUGUGCUACAGUCUUUGCAUUAAGUACUAUGCUUAGUUCAAUACAAAUUUACAAUUUGUCUCAAAAUAUACAAGAAGAUGAUUUACAACAUCUACAAGUAAUCUAAUAAAUCAUAUUUUAUCAAAUUUUAUCAAAUUACUAAUAAAAAAAUAUGUUUUAGUUGUUCACCGAGUAUGGGCGUUUGGCGCUUGAAGACACCGGUAAAAAACCAUUUCAAAAAUUACAGUUCUUAGUUAGGGACUGGAGUUUUCCAUAUGAAGCAGAUUAUGGUGCAGAUGGAGGUCAACAAAUAUUAGAUAGAAGAUUACAAAUAUCUGACAAGCAACACCCAGAACUUCAGUCUCUUAGAAAACAUAUAAAAUCUUGUUUUUCUGAGAUCAGUUGUUAUUUAAUGCCUCACCCUGGUUUAAAAGUUGCUACUAAUCCCAAAUUUGAUGGUAGACUUUCAGGUAAUAGAUAAAUUAAUUUUUAAUUUUUCAAGUGUAGUAAAUUCAACUAAAAAGUAUUUUUUUUUAGAAAUUGAAACAGAAUUCAAACAGAAUCUUUUAACAUUGAUACCUAUGCUGUUAAGGCCAAAAAAUUUAAUAUUAAAAGAAAUUAGUGGACAAAAAGUAAAAGCAAAAGAGUUAGUGCAGUAUUUCAAAUCUUACAUCAAUUUGUUUACUGGAGAUGAAUUACCGGAACCAAAAUCUAUGCUUGUUGUAAGUUUUUAGAUUUAUAGAAAAUGUCAUAGUAGCAUUUGCCGUUUCUGUCUUUCUAAAAGAUAAUAUAAUAAAAUUACAUUACUUACAAUUUUAAUUGUGGCAGUUAGGUUUAAAUUAUAAUUCAAACUUUAACCACAAAAAACAAAAUUGUUAAAGGAUACUAAUAUGUUCAAUAGUAUCACAAGGCCGCCUUCAUAUUAACAGUUACAACAAUAAAGUUAUAUCUAUUUAAAAAAAAAAAAAAAAAAAAAAAAAACUUAUAUACAUGUAUUUUAUUUGUUUAACAAUAUUCUAGGUGAAAAAAUCUUUUUGAUUUUCUCAAAAAUAUUUUCCUUUUUAAAUUCUAAAUUACGGAAUUUACCUAUAGAUAGACAAGUAAGGCAAAUGUUACUGUAAUAUACUAUUAAGUAAAAGUGAAACAUAAAAAUAUAAUUACAUUUAAUAAUGAAUGUUAGGCAACUGCUGAAGCAAACAAUUUAUCUGCCGUUGCAUCAGCUCGAGAAGUGUACCAUCAAAUGAUGGAGGCUGCUUGUGGUGGUAACAAGCCAUAUAUGAAUACUAACUCUCUAGACGAGGAACACUUUAAAAGCAAAGACAAGGCUAUGGAACAAUUUAUUAUUAAGAGGAAAAUGGGUGGUGAUGAAUUUUCAGAGUCAUACAAACUUAAAUUAGAAACUGUAAGCCUGUAUAUUAUAUAUAAUAUAAUUAUUAUAUGAAGGUAUUUCACACCAUUUUUUUUAGGAUAUUGAUGAAGAAUAUUUACAAUUUAAAUCCCACAAUGAAAGCAAAAAUAUAUUUAAAUCUGCACGUACGCCAGCUGUAUUCUUUGCAAUAGCUGUUUUAUGCUAUUUCAUUUCUGGAUUAUUCCACUUCUUUGGAUUAUACUCUAUAGCUAGUUGUGUUAAUUUAAUAAUGGGCAUUGCUCUUCUCAUCUUAAUAUUAUGGGCUUAUAUAAGGUAAAUAUAUUAUAAAAAGGGAUUUAAUAUUACAAUUUUUAUUUUUUCAAAUAAAUACAUUUAUGUUACAAAACUUGACAUCGUUUACAGGUACAGUGGAGAACACAGAGAAAUAGGUGAAGCUAUUGAUGAUGCUGCCAAUAUCACUUGGGAUAAUGUAAGAAUUUUAAUAAGCUAUUAAUUGUUUUAUUGUUACGGUUAUUGAUGUAUACAAUUUGUUUAGUUUAUGAAACCAAGUUAUGAAAUUUUUCUUCAAAAAGGGAUAGAACAGGCCGCAAAUCAAGCAAUGAAUAUGGCUGUGAACAAUUCGACAUCGCCUAUAUCUGGUGUACAAUCGCCAUUUGGCAAAAAACCUAAUAUGCAAAGAAUGAAUUCUCUUAGUGAGAUGAACGGAAGAUUUAAACAGUCAUGAUAUAACAUUUCCUCAUGAUGCCGUUGUUAAGUCGGCUCAUAAUUUGGCCAAACAGCACAAUAUGAUAACUUACUGUGAUUGUGUAUGUAUAUAUAUAUAAUUUAAUAAAAUAUAUAAAAAUAUAAUUUAAUUAUAAUAAGUUAUCAUAUGUGUGCCAAAUUUUGAGCCGAUUAUAAAUAUAUAUAUGUAUAGAAAAUAAAUAUUGUAACGUUAUAUCUACUUGUAUGUGAAUUAUAUUAUGAUUAUCAGUUAUCAUAAUUUUUAAAUGUUAAUAUGUAUUAAUAUUUAAUACUGUUAAUUGUGUUGAAUUCGAAGAUAUUUAUUCUAUUUUUUUAUUUAGUGUUUAACUAAACAAAUCAAUUUGAUAAGGAUUUUUGAUCCGGAAAUAUUUCUACUAAAAAAAUUAUUUUAACAUGGUAAAAAAAAAAUUGAAUUAAUUACAUCUAAUUAUUUUCCAAUAGAAAUCCCAUUUUUUUUUACAUUAUAGUCUUCCAAUUACCUUUAUGUAUUUUAACCAUACUUUUUCUUAAAAAAUGUUAAAAUUGCUCAAAACACAGAAACUAGAAAUAAGCCGUAUACUAAUUUCCUAUAUCCUACUCUAUAGGUAUUAUUUUAUUAUUAUUAAUAUUAUUCUUAACAAUGUACGGCUUUGUAAUAAUGUCUUUAAGCCUUACUCGCCAAUAAUGUAUUCGCAAUAAUAAUCUCUAAUGUUUAAAUUGUUUUAUAGAUAGGUUAGCAAAUUUCUCAUAUGUAUUUUAAGUUUAUUAUGAAUUAUGUUAUUGUAUGAUUAUGUGUUAUUCAACAUAAUGGUUUAUUGGAAAACAAAUAUAUAUUAUGAUUAACAUCAUCUAUUCAACGUAAAUCCAUAAAACCAUCUUUUACGGGUAUACAAUUAAAAUGUAUGUACAUACAAUUUUACUAUUUUAUAAGUGCCAUGAUUUAUAGUUAAAUACGGGAUUGUUAUUUUUUUCUGGAUUUAUUUUACAAUGUCAAAUAAUAAAAAUGUAAGGGAUAUAUUAUUUAUUUUUGUAAUUGAUGUUUACAUUAUCAAAUGAAUUUGGUUUUUGUUGUACAAAAUAAUAGAGC
Messenger RNA from Cinara cedri, 8089 nucleotides. NCBI's taxonomy places the organism in Eukaryota, Metazoa, Arthropoda, Insecta, Hemiptera, Aphididae. The record is from the annotation of a GenBank genome assembly.